CGUUCGACAACUUCAUGAUGUCUGCAGUCGUAGGAUUGAACUUUGGUACUGGAUACAGCUCUAUAGCUAUAAUCAACAAGAAAGGAUACGCUGAUUGUAUCGCCAACGAAGACGGCCAACGUCAAAUCGCCUCAGCUUUGGCCUUCAACGGAGAAGAAGAAUACGUUGGUAACCAAGCUAAGCCACAAUUGGUACGGAAUAACAAGAACACUAUCCUCGGUUUCAGAAACCUCCUCGGUAGAGAAUACAGCCAGGAUAUUCCACAGUCUGAAUUAAGCGCAAACGUUAUCAACAACAAUGGUACACCUUCAUACAAGGUCACUAUCAAUGGCAAAGAAGAAAUUCUCUCCGUUAAAGAUGUCACCGUAAAGGUUUUACAAUCACUCGCAAACUCCGCUAUCGAGUACGUUGGUAAAGCUAUUGACGGCGCAGUUAUGAGUGUACCACACAAUUGGUCACGCGAGAAGCGUCAAGCUCUUAAAGACGCUGCCAAGGAAGCUAACAUCCCUGUACUUGACUUGAUCGACGAUUGGGCAGCUGGUAUGUCAGCUUACAACGAAGUUUUGGGUGAAUCAGAUGUUAACGUUUUGGUUGUCGAUAUGGGUGAAUACUCAACUUCAGUUACUACAGUCGCUGCUCGUCAAGGUCUUUUCACACCAUUAUCUAACCUCACAGACGACAAAGUUGGUGGUCAACAACUCGACAAAGCUUUAGUUACCCACUUUGCAAAGGAAUUUACAAAGCAAACUAAACUUAACGUUCCAACUGAAUUCAAAACCGAUUUGGAAGAAAGCGACAGACGUGCGCUCGUAAAGUUGACACUCGCAUGUGAACAAACCAAGAGAUCUUUAACUGCAUCAAACUCAGCAGGUAUCGCCAUUGAAUCACUUAAAGACGGUAUCGAUUUCAGCUCACAAGUCAAUAGAUUAAGAUUUGGUAUCCUUGCUUCUAAGACUUUCAAUGCUGUUGGUAGCUUAGCUGAGAAGGCCGUCAAGGAGGCUUCAUUGGAAAUCGAGAACAUUGACAAGAUUGUAUUGAUCGGUGGUUCAUCAUCCUUACCUUCACUCACAAACGUUUUGGGCGGUAUCUUCACUAACGCAGAAAUUUUAUCUUCAGUUGACCCAGAUCAAGCUAUCGCUAAGGGUUCAGCAAUCCAAGCCAAAUUACUCUUCCAACCUGAUGUACCAAAAUUACCAUCAGCUACAACUCAAUUAGACGUUGGUGUCACAUCUGCACCAAUCGUUCUCGCUGGUGAAGGUGAAGAAAAUGCAGUCGUUGUUGCACAAAACACACCAUUACCUGCACGUAGAAUCGUUUCAUUAAACCCACCAAAGGGUGAUAAAGCUUUCAUUGAUUUAUAUGAAGGAAAGCAUGAAAUUAAGGUCGUUCAACCACCACCAAGGGAGAAAUCCGCAGAAGAUGAAGAAUUCAGUGAUGAAGAGGAUGAUGAACCAGAAAGAAUUCCAAUCAUAACACGUACUUCAAAGAUUGCUUCUUUGCAAGUUCCAAUUAAAAACACCAACCCAAUCACUCUUCAACUUAUCGUACUUGAGAAUGCGUCAGUUGAGAUUAGGGCUGAACAACAAGGUCAAGAACCUGUUGCUGCAUCUGUAAAUGCACCAUAAAACUUUUUUUUUCGUAAUUAGAUAUUCUUAUUCAUCAAUUUCAAAUAAUAUUUUACUUGAUUGUGUUGAUGCUAAAGCAUCAUGCAACGCCUUUGUGGCUUCUUCGUCUGUUUGACCUUUCUCGAGUUUAACAAUUUGAUGAGAUGGUUCACGUAAAUUUCCAUUCUCGAUGAGUUUAACAAUCUCACUGAUCAACGUUUUCUUUUCAUCCAUCGUGUGGUCUUUGUACCAGCGUGACAUCCAAAAUCCAACACUUUGUAAAUUCUUAAAUAUGUGUAAACCAGGUGGAAUAGUCAAUGGUUGCUUAGACAUAGCGCCAUAUGUAACAAGAUAUGCGCCUUCACUUAGUGUUUUUACAAUCUCAGUCGUUUCCUUCCCACCAACGCAGUUGAGCGCGAGUUUCAACUCUUUACCUUGUGUCCAACUUUUGAUUGAUUCGCGAGCUUGUUUAGAAUUCUGUGAGAUUUCCUCAUUCGUGAGAACAUGUGUAGCACCCAAAUUUUUCAAUUCAGUUACUAAUUGAUUGGUUUUUUCAGUAGUCUCACGUUCCCUUAUCAAAUUGAUAGUAUGGAUAUUCAUAGCCUUUGCUAUUUGUAUAACUGCAGUACCAACAGCUGAGUUUGAACCAUUUUGUAUAAUGUAAUCACCACUUUUCAAAUUAACGAAAUCUUCGAGCAUUCGUAAAGCAGUUGGUGGAUUUAUUGAUAACGUCGCUCCAUGUACCUUUGAUAAAGCGUUACUUUCAACUUUUAUGAGAUCUUUUGAAGGUAAAACAGCGGAUGAUCUCCAAGUACCGCUCUGUGAAGCACCCAUUACAACCCAAUCAUUGAUAGAGAGAUCUUUUACACUUUCUCCUAUUUCAGUAACCUGCGCCAAUGCUUCAUUUCCACCUAAACGAUAUUCUUCAUUAUCGAUAGUUAUAGUUCUCGCUUUAGCGGGAUACACACCCUGAAUAACGUUUAUAUCGGCUGGGUUUAAAGGUGAUAAUAGAAAUUUUACUUUCACAUCAUUUGACUGUAAAUUUGGUAAUGCGUUGAGAGUUUUUACUUUAAGUACAUCCGCUGGUUGACCAUUACGAGUGUAUGUAAUCGCUCUCGGUGCUAAUCUCAUGAUAGAGAACUUCAUGAUGGAUAGUGAAUAACGUCAUAAAAUCAGAUCACGAAUCUACAAAUAUAUUAAUUAUUAUGCCAUAAAAGUGUCUUUAAUGAAUUCCAAUGAUUGGAAUCUAUGUAAAGGUAUUCCAUAGAAUUUACUAAACCGGAUUGUAGUGUGAACUUCCGCUUAUCGAAAAUGUACAUAACCGAAGCCCAGACGAGUGUAGCGACGAUUGCGAAUGCUUUAUCAUUAGGUGGAUGUGGUUUAUUGUUGUUUAUCGUGUAUUCCGUUGGUUGGCGUGGUAUAAAUGAUGCUACUACCCUUGAUAGUACGUAAAGUAUGAUUUGUUCAUUCACAGGAUUUCUGUCAGAGAAUACUGCGUAUCCACCUACUAAACCAGCGAAGAAUGUGUCCAGAUUACGUGAUUUACCAUUAUUCAUGUACUUUUGUAGUACCAAGAUAGUUUUGUAUAUAGCGACGAACUUGGCUAGAUUGAAUGAGUGUUGCUUUGUUGCUUUAAAUAUAUUCAUUAAUUUAGUCUUUAGGUCGCCUUUACUGAAUAGAAAUGUCAUCACUAGGGCAUGAGGAAAGCGUAUCUUUGCGCCAUAUACAAAUCCAUUACGCGCACCCUUGAGUAUACUCAGCAACGGUUGAUACUUUUUAUUCAAAAUAAUCGCGUUGAUAGCGUUAUCAUCCAUGAUAGUAACUGC
Wallemia mellicola CBS 633.66 is the source of this 3430-nucleotide messenger RNA. Its product is annotated as actin-like ATPase domain-containing protein. Lineage: Eukaryota; Fungi; Basidiomycota; Wallemiomycetes; Wallemiales; Wallemiaceae. Gene Ontology annotation, cellular component: nucleus; cytosol. Gene Ontology annotation, molecular function: ATP-dependent protein folding chaperone; ATP binding. Bases 15 to 1625 code for a protein of 536 amino acids. The transcript is spliced from 5 exons. Gene Ontology annotation, biological process: protein folding. The record is from RefSeq and is a predicted model, not a curated record.